CAUAUCUUAGAAAAAGGUGAAGCAUUUUCAUCACCACUUUCUGAUGACGAAACUUCUAGCUCCGAAGAAAGUGAAGAUUUAGAAGAACUUGAAUCAAAUGAAAAUAUUACUGAUGAAUCUGAAAA
This is a messenger RNA of Racocetra fulgida, 125 nucleotides long. NCBI's taxonomy places the organism in Eukaryota, Fungi, Glomeromycota, Glomeromycetes, Diversisporales, Gigasporaceae. The record is from the annotation of a GenBank genome assembly.